ACUGCUACAUGCCCAACACAAAUCUGAAGUAAGGUGUUGUUUACGCGCUUCGCGGGAACAUAAUUUCACAGAAGAGAAUGGAGACUCUGGUGCAUUACACCAACCCAUCACACGGCAUUGCCCUGCUUGGCGUCCUCAAUGAGCAGAGAAUGAAGGAGCAGCUUUGUGAUGUCAUCUUGAUCGUAGGGGACCAGAAGUUCCGGGCCCACAAGAGUGUUCUGGCAGCGAGCUGUGAGUAUUUCCAGGCCUUGUUUGCCAGGAGAGAGUGUGAGGCCCGCACAGUGGUGCAGCUGGACUUCUGCGAGCCAGACGCCUUCGAGAAUGUUCUCAAUUAUAUUUACUCCUCAUCUCUCUUUGUGGACAAAGGAAGCAUGGCCGCCAUUCAAGAGCUCGGGUACAGUUUAGGGAUCCCUUACCUGACCAACAUACUGUCAAAAAAGCCUCACGUCACUUACAGUGUCUCCAGAAAGAGAACAUCCUUUUCAGAUGUGGGCGACGGCAGUGGUCAGAAAAGCAGUGUAAUUGUUUGCCAGAGUUCCCAUGAUAAACCUGACGGAAGUUCCUCUCCAGUUAAAGAACCAGAUCCACAAGGAGUAACUGAACCAAAGCAGACGUCUGCCUUGAAGACUGGACAGCCAUCCCUGCCUGCGCAACAACACUGUCAACACACAGAGUGCAACAAACCAAAUAAAACCUCUGGAAAUAUUCUUUCCACCCUCAGGAAAUUUACUACAGAAUUCGCGGAUAGAAGUCCUGACACCCAGCCAAGCCCGUUAUCCUCUGCCGAUAGGGUGGGCCACGCGUUAGCAGUGCGACCACAGCGCACCUCCUCCAUUUCCUUCACCGAAUCUCAAAUACGGCUCAGCAGGUUACAGCCAGAUACAGCAGGCUCCAGUGCAGAGCAGCCGCUGACCGCACACAAUUCCAAACAAGCAUCUCCAGCUCGGGCAGGUGAACCGAGACGGGCAGUCGACAGAAGUGGUCCUCUCGUCAAAAGCCUGUUGCAGAGAUCGCUGUCGAUGGACAGCCCUGUCCCGGUCUCCUCUCCAGCAUUGCAGUUUAACGCUGAACAAAUUCAAGCCGAGUCUGUGGUGGGGACGUUGAAAGAGAAGUCCAUGGAUAGAGAACAUAGAGAAUGUACAGAGAAGAAACUUGCGGAGUUUAAACUGUUGAAUGUAAAAUCCAAACUCCACAGGUACAAUGACGUAGAUGCCUGUGAACCUGAGGUCAGUGUGAAAACUGAGCCAUGCAGCCCUGAGGUUGACUCAUCUGACAUUAUACAGGUCACCGUUGGAGAGAAUGUGCCAGUUAAUUUAAAAGAGUUUCAAAUUAAUUUUGAUGGAGGGUCCCAGGGCCCCUCCAUCCGCUCUGGAAAAAGACAGAUUAAACCGGAUAUUGGAAGGGGUCCACUGAAAAAAGCAAGGAGUAUGAAUGAGUACAGUUUUACAGAAGACAGUAAGACUAGCAGCACACCCCACAGCUUUGACAUGGAUGUCAGUGAUGGCUCAGGUGAAUCCAGGAAGAACAGAAAGUUCAAGUGCUGGCAGUGUUUAAAGGUGUUCCGAUCCAAGACUGGGUUUUGCCGCCAUGUGAACAUGUUUCACAACCCAGAGAAGCCCUACGCCUGCGACAUCUGUCAUAAGCGCUUCCACACAAACUUCAAAGUGUGGACCCACUGUCAGACGCAGCAUGGAAUAUUGCAAAACCCAGCUGCUUCCUCUAGCUCCACCGCAGCACCGGAAGAAAGUUCCCCGAGGAAACUGGUCGACACUGCGCAGGAGAAGGAGACAAAGAGAAGCGCAGUCGUGAAGUACAGACGGAAUAAGCAUGGCGGUCUGCAGUCUCAGCCACCGAACAAAAGGAGUUUAAGGUCCAGGUCCAAAAUCCACACAUGCCCUUACUGUCCAGAGGUGUUCUGGCUCCAGUCUCUGUUCAGCCAGCAUCUAAGCAUGCACGCCGCUGAGGGCUCUGAUCUCGAGGCAGAAGAAGGUUCUCCGCUCUCAAACGAGGCGGAGACAGACACGGCAAAGCGUGGCAAAGGCAAGGUGUACUCCUGUAGGUUUUGCGGUGAGAAACUGAGCUCUGCGUUUGAGUUGGGAGACCACGAGAGGGGCUGUCACCCUGCCGCAUUGUGCCCGUACUGCGGUCUCGUGUUCUCAAGCCCCACGAGAAAGAGAGAGCACGAACGCCACUGCGCCUACAAGAAGCUCACCUGCCUCGACUGCAUGCGCACUUUCAAAUCCUCCUUCAGCAUAUGGAGGCACCAGGUGGAGGUGCACAAUCAGAACACGAUGACCGUUGUGGACCAGCUGUCUUUCCGUCCCGCAGCCCACAACGGCGAAGUGGGCAGCUUCAAGACCGCGGGGAACUCCGGAGAGGAGGCGGGGUUCAGCGACUCCUCUGAGCCAGGCAUGUUCGACUCCGAGGACUCCUCCCUCAUGGUGGAGGAUCUGAGCGUGGCCCGGAGCCAGGAUGAAGUGAGGGUGAAGGAGGAGCCGCCGGAGGAGGCUGUGGCGGACAGUGCCGGAGUGGCGUCUGCGGAAGCAGGCCCGGGGGAGUCCCGCGUGUGGCCGUGUGAGAAGUGCGGCAAAGUCUUUGGCACGCAGAAGCACCUGGAGCAUCACCAGGAGCUGCUGUGUCACAUCAAACCCUUCAUCUGCCACAUCUGCCACAAAGCCUUCAGAACCAACUUCCGUCUCUGGAGUCACGUCCAGACCCACGUAUCCGCCGCAGAGGGGUUAGAAGCCAGGGAGAAUGACAGGUGUCCCUCCUCUCCCUCCCCCUCACCACCUCCAGCCACAGUAGCCUCUAAGUCACCUGUGCGACAGGUAUCCUCACCCGACCCCCCACCAUCUACGGUAGCAGCAGCUGGCUCCUCUCCGGCUAAGCUUACAAAGCCAGAACAGGAGACCUCAGCCGAUAGCUCCACUGCUAAGAUGGAUGCGUCCGACCAGCAUCCCAGCCCUCAGGAAUCAGACUCUCUGUUUUACCACGCCCCUGCCAUGUCAGCCUUGACUUUUAAGAGGAAGCACAUAUGCAAAAUAUGUCACCGCACUUUCAAGACAGCUUUCAGUCUUUGGAGUCAUGAACAGAGCCACACUAAUCCGUGA
This is a messenger RNA of Megalops cyprinoides (Indo-Pacific tarpon), 3110 nucleotides long. Its product is annotated as zinc finger and BTB domain-containing protein 21-like. The transcript is spliced from 2 exons. Gene Ontology annotation, molecular function: DNA-binding transcription factor activity, RNA polymerase II-specific; protein binding; RNA polymerase II cis-regulatory region sequence-specific DNA binding. The coding region runs from base 78 to 3110 and encodes 1010 amino acids. NCBI's taxonomy places the organism in Eukaryota, Metazoa, Chordata, Actinopteri, Elopiformes, Megalopidae. The record is from RefSeq and is a predicted model, not a curated record. Gene Ontology annotation, biological process: regulation of transcription by RNA polymerase II. Gene Ontology annotation, cellular component: nucleus.